UUCUACUAAGACAAGCUCAUCAAAAGCUCAGAGCAUACUGCAAAGCAAAAUAUCCUCAGAAUUUGCACCUUGUAUUGCUUGGCUAUGGCAAUCUUUAUGGCGCCAGAAUGUGCGCCCUUGAAUGACGUCACGCGAAUACGGGCUGCACGUAGGCAAAGGGACGAUGUUAUGACUACAUACACCCGAUCUUAGUAAAUCGAGAAAAGAUCGAAUACAUGCAUACUCCAAUGUUCGUUUCUUUUGAUAGAAGAAACGUAACAUUAUUGCGGGUAGACAGCCAACUAGGUUCUGUGGUGGAGAGUCGAGGGCGUAGGAAGGGCUGAAGCGGAUGCCACGGACACCUUGAAGCGAUGUCUGCUAUUUCAGUGUGCUACCAAAGGGCGAAUUCUUCAACUCUUUAAGAUCCAUCUCGAGGACUUCACUCUCUCUCGCUUCAGCGAGAUACCAGGCACAAACAUGACAACACCUUCCCUAGUAACCAAGUGGGCAAAAGCCUGCCAUGCAGACCAACUUGCCAAUUACCCGCCUAACAACGUAGCCACGCAACUCAUCGCCAUUCUCGACCAAGUACUCUCUUCUCGAACCUCACCGACAGCCUCCGCUUCCGCGACGGCAAACCUAGUUCAGUCUGAACACGACAUAACCCACGGAUUGUCAUGUCUAAUAGACCUCUUCCUCUUCGCCGCCGCACGAAACACUAGUCUCGACUCACUAGAGCUCCUCGUAUCCUACCUCGUCGAACUAGCCAAACAGCCCGAUGCCAUCAACGAAGGCCCCGAGCCCAAGGUAUGGGACGAAGGCGGAGGCGUGAUGCACGAGAUACCAUCCGGGGCGCCAAUCAUUGUGGAAGGAAAACAGCUAUGGAGUGAGUUACCGAUGUUAGGUUGGAACAUCACGGAAUGGUUUCAAGGACCUGAGCUGUGGACUCACAGCCAUUGUAAUCCAACAACACCAGAGGUUGCGGCGGCUAAAUGGAAGGACAUGAACAAGCUGAUCGCGGUCAUCGCACGGAAUCCUGAUGCCCAGGUUCUACCAUCACUCGCCCGUUACAUCAAUCUCUCUCGUAUAACUUUGUCCAUGGCACUGGAACAUAGUCCCAACACACGGCUGGGCAAGAACACCGCGAUGCAUCUACCCGCCGCUGCGUUGUGGUUUUCGAUCGCGGGUGGGGAGCUAGAGAGGAUGUGUGAGGCCGGCGAGCAGAAGAUGGCUGCUGGAGACGUUUGGGCAGAAAGAGUAAGGGAUAACGGGAGCGGAGACAGUGCGGUGGUUGAUAUGACCAGAUUACAGUUCUGGAAAGAGAGGUUGGCAGAGUUACAGCAGAUGUAAAGACGUCUUACUGUCCCCUUACAAACUAUUACUUAGCUGUGCGCGUGGCUUUGUCCACAAUAGCGGAAAGCUAUACCUUCUCCGUUAAUGCCUAGGUACAUACCAAAUACUCGCUUCCGCUUUCUUCUGACAAUCACUACUAAGUUCAACCUCGC
Molecule: messenger RNA, 1484 nt
Organism: Alternaria alternata
Lineage: Eukaryota; Fungi; Ascomycota; Dothideomycetes; Pleosporales; Pleosporaceae
Exons: 2
Coding region: 457-1329 (290 amino acids)
Source: RefSeq, a predicted model, not a curated record